UAUUCUCUUGAAUUUUAAUCCUGAGUAGAAUAAAAUUCUUAUCAUUUGGCAUCACAUCUUAUUGUUGCUGUGAAAUAUUGAGCUAAAAAUGCUUACUGGAGCUGGCAUGCGACCAAAUCAAUUCAAAAUAUUAUUAUAAAUAAAAAAACUGCAAAAUCAUUGUACUAAUUUGCGACAGUUUACAGCGGCAAUCACCUUCUUGAGAAUUGUUAUCAGUAACUUGUGGCCAUAUAUAGAAUUCAUUGGCAGCUGGCAGAAGAAAUACCAGUACAACUUUACGUCAGAUGUUCCGAUAAAAUUCAAAAUAGUAAUAACAAAUGUUGGAAAUUAUUAUUAUCAACAAUGAAAUUUAAUAAUUUGCCAAGACUAAUUGUUUUUGUUUUUUUGCUUGGAGGGAACGUGCAAUUAUUGACGUCGGCUGGGUGGGCAUGUCUACAAGGCAAUGUGUUAAUAACAAAAAAGAGCAAAGAUGACACUGAUCUAUGACAAAGAUUUGAUUUCCAAAUGUUGUUUGGACUCCGGACAAAACAAUUGCUUCAAAAUUGGAAAUAAAUGAUGGAAAAGGAGACUUUUUGAGAACUUUUCGUGAAUUCGCUAUCUUAUCGUUGCUAUUUCCAUUUAAGGCGAAGGCGUUUUGGACAAUUUCUUAUCAACUAUCAUUUUAAAGCAACAAUAAGGCUAGCUAAGCGUUUAGUAGCUGCAAAAUUUUCGCAUAAAAGGCCUCAAAGAGGGGGAAAGUAUUUUAAUUCAAAGUUUAGCAUUCAAACUGUACAGAGUAGACUAGUUCCCGCAACAAAAAAUGAGUCUCUAUAAUGCCGAUGAAUUGGAAGCCCCGUCAUGGAUAAAUCAAGAAUUUUUGGAAAAAGUUCUGACACAAUAUGAAAAUAAUGUGGAUGUUGAGGUGGUGCAAUUCGAUUUGAGUCCGGCCAGCAUGAAAGGUGACCAUUAUGCCAGCAUUAUGUUCCGUUGCAAGGUGCAAUAUCGUUUCGAUAAAAAUGCCAGUGUUAAACAUAAAUCAAUGAUUAUUAAAACCCUACCCAUGGAGGAGGGUUUCAAGAGGGAAAUGCUGAUGGAAUCGAAUUUGUUUGAAACUGAAAUCGAUAUGUAUGCCGAGACAUUGCCCAAAAUUGAAAAGAUUUUGGCAGAUUGUGGCGAACCCACCAAACUGUCUGCAGAACUCAUCUAUUAUGCCCUGGAACCGCAUAAGGUUAUCAUAUUUGAAGAUCUUUGUGAAUCCGGCUACGAUACCAUACGAUCACGUUUCCUCAACGAAGAUGAAAUCAAGGCAGUCUAUCAAAAAUUGGCCAAAUUACAUGCCGUCUCCUAUAUGUUGGGUCACAGUGAAGAACACGAAUUGGUUACCAAAUAUCAAUAUGGCAUUUUGAGUAUGGAUAGCCCACAGUUAGAGCAAAUGAUGGAAGAUGGCUUGCGUAAUUUCAUUGAUAUGCUAUCGUGUCACGAUGAGUUUGAUGUUUACUAUCAAAAAGUUAAGGCCAUGAAACAUCUGGUAAAUCCAAAUAGUAAAAAUCUCUAUAAAGCCUAUCAGCAGCAGCAGCAAAGCAAGGGAGAUAUUUUUGUCCUGAAUCAUGGUGAUUUUCACAUGAAGAAUAUGAUGUUCCGUUUCAAUAAGAGCAAUCAAAUGGAAGACUGCAUUAUGGUUGACUAUCAGAUUAGUUGUUAUGCCCCGUCGAACAUUGAUUUGGUGUAUUCACAAAUAAUGAUGUUGAGUUCGGAAUUGAGAUUAAAACGUCAUGAAUUAAUGCAGUACUAUUUUACGGAAUUCAUAAGGAUUCUUAAGAAGGUUAACUAUCAAGGGGAUUUGCCAUUGUAUUCGGACUUUCAAAUAUCCGGUUUGAAGUAUCGGCAUUUUACAAUCUUUUUAGUCUCCACCUUCCUGCCCAUGGUUGUGGGCUUCAUUGGCAAAUCAGCUGAGGAUCUGAAAAAUGUCGAUAUCGGCAAACAGUUUGAAAAUCCUGAUUUGAUGUCCAUGGUCUAUCGUAUGCCCGCUUUUGUUGAGGAAGUUCGUAAAUUUAUGCCAAUUUUACUAAAGGAGGGCUAUCUGGAUUGAGAUUUGAAAAUAUUAUUGAAUUUAUAUAUUUUAUGAUUGUUAUUAAAAUAAGUAAACUUGUUGUUAUUAUUUAUAGUAUUUAUGUAAUAUAGUUCAUAAUAUUUAUGAACAUUUACAUAUGGAU
This is a messenger RNA of Musca domestica (house fly), 2192 nucleotides long. RefSeq lists its product as uncharacterized. The record is from RefSeq and is a predicted model, not a curated record. Lineage: Eukaryota; Metazoa; Arthropoda; Insecta; Diptera; Muscidae. The transcript is spliced from 5 exons. Bases 800 to 2068 code for a protein of 422 amino acids.